UAUAUUAAUAAAUUGUUAUUUAAUCUUUUUAAUUAUUAUUUUCUAAUAUCAUUUAUUAUUAAAUUUCGUACCUGAAAAAAAAUGUUUGAAAUACAAAAUAUAUAUUUUAACAAAUUUAAUUUAAAAAUAUGUUUUUUGAUAAAAAAAUAAAUUCUUAAGAAAUAUGGCUGAAUUCACACAAAAACUUAAAAAUUUUCUGGAAACCAAAAGUACAGUUAAAGUUCCUAUUAUUGGAUCACAAGAUUUUUGGGACAAUUCCAAUAAAAAUACAAGUAUUUCUAGUCUGAAAAUUUUGGAUGAUGUACCUGAUAAGUGUGAUGCUGAUAUAAUUGCUAAUAUAGAUCAAGUUUAUUUUAAUAAUGAUGAUUUUGAUUAUGCAAGAUUUGAACUAGAAAAACUACCUGAGGUUAUAGAUAAAAAAUUAACUUCUUAUGAUAUAAAAAAAUUGAAAGCGCAACAUGAGAUAGUAGAAAAACAAUUAUUACAGUUAAUUUUAGAGAAUCAAGCUGCAUGUGAUGAAGAAUUAGAUAAAAUUGAAAAAAUGCAAAAUAAUUUAAAAUCAAGUCUAGAAAACUGUGAACAUGCUAAAAACUGUUUGAAGCUAGCUAAGCGGCAAAUUACAACUGCAAGUUUAGGACUUUUAGGAAAUUGUCAAAAAAAAUCUGUCAUUAUUGACUUGUUAAACACAUUAAAUAGUAUUAAAAUUUUGUUUCAGGCUGAAAAAAAACUAGAGGAUUUAGUUUCAAAAGCUAAUUAUGCACAAGGGAUAACAUUAAUACUAGAAUGUAUACAAGGAGCAUCAACUUAUAAACAAUUUACUUGUAUAGCAGCUUUAUCUAUAAAACUCCAAGAUGCAUUAAUCAUGACUGAAGAACAAUUGGAUAUUGUGUUAUCAAAUAUGUGUUUUAACUUUGAUCACGAGAAGUAUUCUGCAAUUCAAGAAGCUUAUAAACGGUUAGGCAAAACAAGAAUUGCAAUUGAUCAACUUCACAUGCAUUAUAUUUCAGCAGUAUAUUCGGCUUCAUUUGAUACAAUCAACUUAUAUGUUGAUGUUGAACAAGUUGAAAAUUCUAAAAAUACUUUUGUACAAUUAUGUCAGUGUAUUCCUGAUGAACAGUUAAUUCCUUGUUUAGUUGCAUUGAGUAAAAUAUUUUGGAAUAUAUUGCAAAGUUAUAAAAAGGCAUCUGAUUGGCAUAAAGAUUUAAGAGAUGUUCAUUGCUUAAAUGAAGAUGACAUAGAAGAAUAUGUAAAUCAAGAAUAUAUAAACAAGAAAUUUGAAGUUGGUCCAGUAAGAUUAUGGGGGGAAAUUAUUACUAAAGUAUCUAACCUAGUAUUUAAUUCAAACAUAACUCAAUUCAAGUUUGAUGAUUUCUUACAAGUUUUAUCUAUAUUAAACAAGCAUAUUCAAAUUGGUGAAGAUUUUUGUAGUAGUAAAUCUGAGCAGCUACAAAAUGAUACAAAAAAAUUAUGCACUGUUUAUUUUCAAACAUAUCAUAAAAAGAGUUUAGAUGAACUAACUCUAUUUUUUGAAAAUGAAAGUUGGACUUUAUGUCCAGUAAAGCAAGAUUUCAACUUACUGCAAUUAAAAGAAUUUAAAUCAAUCAAAAAUCGUGUCCAAAAUAUUGGAAAUUUAUCUCAUAAUAGAAAUUCAUCACAAGAUAGUAGCUUAAUAAGCUCAUAUGAUUUGUUUCUUAGACCAGAUAAAUCACCAUUUGAUGAUGACUUGAAUACGACUUACAGCGAAGAUAUUUUAGAUACUGAAAUGGAUGUUAAUAGUGUUUGUAGUGAUGAUUCUAAUAAUAGCUAUGAAGAAGUAGACAACUGUAGUAUACCUACUGGAAAUAAAAAACAGAGCCCUUUGCUUACUAACACAACAUUAACAGUAAUGAGGCACUGUGGAAAAUAUUUAAAAAUGUGUUAUUUGUUAAAAUCAAUAUCUGAAAAUGUUGUAACUUGUUUAUGUCAACUAUUUGAGUAUUAUUUAUAUUCAAUUCACUUAUUGUUCACAUCUGAUGUAAUACCUACAAUUUUUAGAAAUGAGAGUAGCAUAAAACUUCAAUCAGUGAUUACUAGAAUACGUAACACUCUAGUGCAAUGUAACCUUGAAAAUGAAAACGAUGAAUAUUCAUAUGUUCGUGAACCAGAUGCUUUACAUAUGCUAAGUCUUGAAGAUGCAAAUAAUAUGUAUGGUGUUUCUGAACGAAUUGUGGCUGUAGAAUCUUUGGUAUUUUUAGCUGAACAAUUCAACUUGCUACAUGAUUAUCUUCAUUCAUUGAUAGUUACUGAUUCUGGUGUAUAUUCUUUACAACAAUUUUAUAACCAGACUGUAUCAGUAUCUAUGGAUUUAAGAAAACCAAUUUAUGGGCGUGUGAUUUGCAAAGCAAUUGACUUCAAUCAAGUAUUAAAUAUGAUGGUUAAAGUAAAUUGGGAAUUAAAAGAUAUUAUGUGUGAACAUAGCAGAUAUGUAGAUUAUUUUCUUCAAGAAAUAAGAGCAUUUUUCAAAAGCUUUAAAACAUCAACUUCAAAUAUUUUUAUAAAUGAACAUAUUUUAAAUUCAUUUUGGGAAUCAAUAGGAGUUCUUGUUUCAUUUGUUUUUAUUGAAGGAUUUUCAUUACCAAAAAAAUGUUCUAAUGCAGGACGAGCCUUGAUGCAACUUGAUUACACACAAUUUAUGUCUCAAAUAAAAUUAAUAUGUCCAAUUAGCCCUAUGCCUUAUAGUAAUCUUAUUGAAGUAUAUAUAAAAGCCUAUUAUUUACCAGAAACUUCAUUGGAAUCAUGGACUAGAGAUCAUCAGGAAUAUUCUCAUAAACAAUUAUUAUCAAUUAUUAAUUGUGUUUGUCAAAAUAAUAAAAGGCUGCGACAAAAAUUGACUGCUUUAUUAGAAGAGUUUGUUCAAAGAUGAGACAGAAUUUUUUUUAACACCUUCAAUAUGUUUUAUAACCAAGUAUAAUAAUGAAAUAUAUAUAUAUUUUUUUACUCAAUUGAUUUGGAAUAAUUAAUUAAAUUAAAUUAUUGUUAUUAUGUUUACUUAGUACUUAAUAUUUAUUGUUAUUCAUGCCAAUGAUUUAGUUAAAUUGUUUUAAGUUAUACUAAUAAGAAAUUUUAGAUCUGAAAAUCUCGAAAAUAUUGUUAUAGUUUAAUUUCAUUAAUUUUAAUUGUCAAUUAAAAAAAAUCUUUUUUUCAUUUUGAAGUAAAAUUUCUUUACAGGGGAUCUGAAUAAGGAAAUUAUAACGUUUGUUAUCAGGUUUGGCUAUCACAAGAUAUCUCUUUUGCAUCAAACAGAUUUUAUUGUUUUAUUAGUCUUUUAUACUAUCAUCAAUUAAUAAAAUUUUGCCCGUAUACCGAAUAAAACAAUAGAAUCUAUUUGUUGCAAAAAGGUCAGUCUAUGUAGGCCACACGUAAUGGCCAACCAUGAUGUACAAUAAUUGCGUCAAUCGAAUUCUAGUGUUCUAUUAGGUAUACAGUCAAAAUUUUAUUAUUCUAUGAAUGUAUAAGUUUAGUAAACAUGUAUGUUUGAUAAAUGUGUGCAUUUGAUAAACAUUUAUGUUUGACGAUUGUUUACUAUUUAUUGUAAUGAUAUAAAAAUAUUUUGAAUUUUGAAUUCAUACAAAUUAAUUUUUAAUAUUAAAAUAUUUAUUUUUUAUUUACAUCAACAAUUUAU
Messenger RNA from Daktulosphaira vitifoliae (grape phylloxera), 3661 nucleotides. RefSeq names its product syndetin (gene Vps50). The transcript has 17 exons. The record is from RefSeq and is a predicted model, not a curated record. Lineage: Eukaryota; Metazoa; Arthropoda; Insecta; Hemiptera; Phylloxeridae. Gene Ontology annotation, biological process: endocytic recycling; retrograde transport, endosome to Golgi. Bases 164 to 2902 code for a protein of 912 amino acids. Gene Ontology annotation, cellular component: EARP complex. Gene Ontology annotation, molecular function: SNARE binding.